CGGAGAAUCAGCAAAGUGACACACACACCUACACGUACACACGCACGGACACACGGGCUGACAGCUUGUUCAACUGAGUGGUGUGAGCAGGCAUUCACUUCUUCAUUUUGCUCUCUGUCACUUCAGCUUGUAGUGCUUCAAACAUGGACCAAGACAACAACUCAGAGGAUGAGUUAAUCUGCCCAUCAGAAGACGAACUGCCGUGUGUACCUCCAGAUCUCUCUGAUGGUGAGGCAGUGGAGCUGCUUUGGCAGAUGCGAGCUCAGCGUCGCCAGUCGUCUCCUGAGCUCCCAGAGACUGUGACACGUCUCACUGCCCCCGACGGCAGCCUCCUGUACCUGGUGGGCACGGCACACUUCAGUGACAGCAGCAAAAAGGACGUGGCAAUGAUGAUUCGCGCCGUGCAGCCGGACGUGGUUGUGGUGGAGCUGUGUCAGUACAGAGUGUCGAUGUUGAAGAUGGACGAGAGUACACUGCUAAAGGAAGCCAAAGACAUCAACAUGGAAAAGGUUCAGCAGGCCAUCAAACAGAAUGGGCUGAUGUCUGGCCUGAUGCAGAUUCUCCUGCUCAAAGUUUCCGCUCACAUCACACAGCAGCUGGGCAUGGCUCCUGGAGGAGAGUUCAGAGAGGCCUUCAAGGAGGCUGGACAGGUGCCCUUCUGUAAAUUUCACCUGGGGGACAGGCCGAUCCCUGUGACCUUCAAAAGGGCUAUUGCUGCCCUCAGUCUGUGGCAGAAGGCUCGUCUGGCCUGGGGUCUUUGCUUUCUGUCAGAUCCAAUCAGUAAAGAGGACGUAGAGAAGUGCAAACAGAAAGACCUGCUGGAGCAGACCAUGUCAGAGAUGAUCGGAGAGUUUCCUGCUCUCCAUCAGACCAUUGUGGCUGAAAGAGACAUCUACCUCACGCACACCCUCCGUCAGGCUACACGCUGUGUGGAGGCUCCCUCUAAUGCCCAGAAAGUGCCUGCGGUGGUGGUGGGAGUCGUUGGGAUGGGCCAUGUUCCAGGCAUCGAAAGAAACUGGGAGAAGCAGCUUAACAUUAGUGAAAUCAUGAGUGUUGCACCUCCCUCACGUUUUGGCUGGGUGUUGCGCACUGUCAUGAAGGGCGUCAUGAUGGGAAUGCUGGGAUAUGCCUGUUACCGUGCUGGAGGGGGUUUAGGUAGAGCCCUACUGUCUUUACCCCCUGUCCAAUCAGUUCUGGAGAUUCUACAGCCACCGCCUGCUUGACCGCUCCAAGCGCAUCAUGGACACGACCUCUGAUUAAUGAAAAAGAUGCAUCUAUCACCAGUGGCCUUAACAGAAGGAGGUGAGGCUGGAGGAAUAGAGUUCACCAGCCCACACUAUGAACUAACGAGGACCUCAGGGGGGUUUAGAGCUUUCCCUCUUGUAUUGAUGUCCCUGUCAACACUGCAGGCCCGUACUGCCAAAGAAACCAUGACAGUACACUUUAUUUUAUUUAUUUUUUAUCAUAGUUUGUUCAAAUCCUGCAUUUUGUAUUGUUUACAAAUGCCAAAAAAUCAUUUUCAACAGAUUUCUAUUUAACCCACAAUUCCUCUGAAUGACUUACACACAACUUCAGUCACCUGCCCUCAUAUGACGAUUCACUUUCUGAGUGGAACAACUUCCUAUCACUCUCUCCUUACUCCUCUCUCCUUUAUUGUGCCAGCCAGGAUUGUUGGGAUAUGGGCACAUUUCAAGUUGAGCACUUUAGAAGAGACUGGUGGAGUCUUUUACUGGACGUGCAGCCUAUGGAAAGGACAGAAUAAAUAAAAUGGAGAAAUUCCAUUUAAUAGUUGGUGCAUAGAGCAACUCCGGGUUAAUGUCAGCAAGUGUCUGACUUGGACGGUUGACUAUCAUUUCCUUAAUUGUUGAAUAUUCCACAAAACUCUCAUACAGCUUAGCAUGGAAUGAUUCCUUAUGUGCAUGGCCCUGCCUACAUCAACAGACAAGUGCCUCUAACCGCAGCUGUAAGGGCUGAUGGUUAACUUCAUGGAAUGGCAAAAAUAUGUGUUAUGGAUCUCACAGAUUAGACAAGCAAAUGGUUGAUGCAACAUUGUUUGUAACAUUCUGUCCUUUUAUUGAUUUAAGAUAAAGUAGACAAACUUUAUAGAUACUGUCGCCCUUAAUACAGACAUAGGGUUAGGGUCUAAAUUUUGUCGUCUUAGUUUCAGCAGAAAUGUUACCAUCCUACAUUUUAUAUUCCACAGAAACCUGGUGGAGGAGAAGCUUAAAUGUGCCUCAGAAUGAGAAAUUCAUCAUGUUAUUUGUAUAUAUAAUUGUACUUCCAGUGUGCGGCUCCGUCAUCUUAAGGCUUUUCUGGUUGCACCUAUUAGUAAAGGUUUCAUACUUGACACAGAAAUAUGCAUUACAGGCAGAAAGCUUUGUCUGUAAACCUUCCCAUGAGGACAUCUGACAUCCAGCACACCAGCUGUUUGUAUUUUUAUGAUAUAUGCAUUAUCUCCUCCUGGAAUGAUUGUAAAAAGGGGAACAAGGAUUGGUUGAUCUAGCAAACAAUUCAAAAGUUAUAAUGAUUGUCAUGAUUUCCCAUUGAGGGAAAUUAGUUGUGGACUUGUUUUGACCAUUAUGUAGAGAACUGAGUUGAGGUUGGUCAGAGUUGAGAGGUCAAGCUUUACACUGCUAUCACUGCUGCCUUUGACCCUGUUUUACCCAGUGACCUGUAUCCACAGUACAGAGUCUCUUAUUGCACAUAGAAAAAACUGGAUGUAUAACAUCCCUGGAACUUGUAAAUUCUGAAUAAGCCAAUAACACAGUUGCAAGGAUUACAAACAUUGAUUUCCUUAGUUUUCCAUAACUUAAUUUAAAGUCAUUUUUUGUACAGUGCAUUAUCUAGAUGUUUUUACAAGACUUGUGAUACGACCCAGUGAAUUUAUACGGGACUUGAAUAACUGAAGCAGUGCCGUUUCAUCUUACAUUAUUACACCACUUGUAAACUACCCAAACAUUAAACAAAUUCCGAUAAUAAGUCUUCCAACUCAUAAAUUAGAUUAAUUCAUAUAUAAGCAGCGUGAGAAUGUGGAGGACAGAUGUCCCACUCAGCAGUAUAAUGCAGUCCGAUUAAAACAUUGUCCCCCUGAAUGGUUUGAUAUAUACUGUUACUUUGAGAAUUGCCAAGAAAAUUGUAUGAAUGCCUAUUAUUUGUUGCAACGUUUGUUUCCCCGUAUCCUUGUAUUGUCCUUGUUGAAAACCCCAACAUUGAAUUCUGAAUAAUGUCUUUGAAUUAUGGAAACAUUUUAAAUAAAGAUAUAACUAUA
Molecule: messenger RNA, 3268 nt
Organism: Platichthys flesus (European flounder)
Lineage: Eukaryota; Metazoa; Chordata; Actinopteri; Pleuronectiformes; Pleuronectidae
Gene: trabd
Product: TraB domain containing
Exons: 10
Coding region: 144-1223 (359 amino acids)
Source: RefSeq, a predicted model, not a curated record